Molecule: messenger RNA, 928 nt
Organism: Leptopilina heterotoma
Lineage: Eukaryota; Metazoa; Arthropoda; Insecta; Hymenoptera; Figitidae
Product: protein C19orf12 homolog
Exons: 3
Coding region: 271-723 (150 amino acids)
Source: RefSeq, a predicted model, not a curated record
UUAAAACCUAUUGGAGAAAGGCCUUAAUAAGAAGAAGAAGAAGAAGAUGAAAAGGUCUAUAGCCUUAUAAUUGUUAUUUCUAACAGUUAUUGAGUUAUUAAUCGACGUAAAUUGUUGUAAAGAAUUUUUAAAUAAUUACAAAUGACGAAAAUAGUGCGUCAAAUUUUAACUAAUUUUAGACAGUAUUAGAUGACAACAUCAAAAGAUUCUUUUGUGAGCAGAUUAAAAGGCGAUUUAUCGAAAAAUAUAAAAUACUGACAGAUUUUGACUAUGGCCCUAGCUAUGCAAAUGACGACAUUAUUAACAUCCUUGCCAACCAGGGAUCUACUUUGGGAAAUAUCAAAUUUAGCAGUGAUGAAAGAAAUGAAGGUUGCAUUAAAAGAAACGACAAAAAGUGGGUUUCUCGUUGGUGGUGCUGUCAUGUUAUCGGGUCUUUUUGCCGGACCACCAGGAAUAUUGAUUGGUGGUGUUGCUGGCAGUUGUUUAGCAGCGUACUUAGCACAAAAUAAAUUUAAAACAGUACCCGAAAUAUUUAACGAAGACCUCACUGAUGAACAAAAGGAGAAACUUGCCGAUGAAUUGAGAAAAUGUCUUACGGCACAAAAUAUUUUUACAAUCGUCGAACUGGGGCUUCGUUUGCAAAACAAUGACUUACUUAUGGAAGCAAUAGUGCAAAUUGUUAGACAAUUUAUCACAUCAGAUUUAGCUUUAAAACUUAUGUGACUUUUAAUAUUUUACAAGUUUUUAUAAGAAAUUCCAAAAUAUAACAAAAUAUAAUUAUGUAAUUAUACAAUAUCUACUUAAAGUAUAAUAUUUUUUCUAAUUCAAAUUUAAAAAAAAGUCAUUAAGUGAAAAAUAAUAUAUGCAACAUUUUUAUUACAAAAACAUGUAAAUAACGGGAAAAUAUAGAUUAGUAAAUAUUUAUAUU